AUGGCGACGUCUCCCUUGCGGUUCCUCGAGGCCUUUACGCGCGCGUCCAAACGUCAGCACGUGUCCGGCCGUGCCCAACGUGGUCUCUUUGCUGGUCGGGACAAGGCCUUUGGCAACAACGUGUCGUUCUCCAAACGCCGAACCCGUCGUGACUGGAAAGUGAAUCACCAGUGGAAGAGCCUCUACUCGGAGACGCUGGACGAGAAGGUCGGACUGAACGUGACGACGCACACGCUGCGAUGUGUGGACAAGUGUGGGGGGCUGGACAAUUACCUCUUGAGUCUAAAAGACGAGCGUGCGCUCGGAGUCAAGGGACUCGCGACGCGCGACCGGAUUCGAUCAGUCAUGGCCACUGCCAACGCGUCGGUUGAAGCCCAGUAG
This is a messenger RNA of Peronospora matthiolae, 381 nucleotides long. The record is from the annotation of a GenBank genome assembly. Lineage: Eukaryota; Oomycota; Peronosporomycetes; Peronosporales; Peronosporaceae.